AUGGCGGCGGUGGAGGAAGCACAACAUCAGCCUACAAAUCCGAAAGAAGCGCCGAAUACCACGCCCGAGACGGAGGGUAAGAGCUCGAGUAUACACACGAAAGUCCUGCGGAGAGCUUGUGACUGCUGUCGGAAGAGAAAGGUUCGCUGUGAUGGAGCAGAGCCUUGCGGACCAUGUAAGAAGGCGACGAUAAGAUGUGCAUACCUACAGCCGCCGAAGAAGAAGGGCCCCAAAGGCUUGCGAAGUGCCAAAGUGCUGCAUGCGCUGCGACGGAUAGAUGAUACUGCCAAUGGGAGUCCCACAAGUCCACUGAGCCCGGAGCAGAGUGGCGGUGCGUUUGGGAAUUGGGGCUGGUCGAGUGCAACGACUUCGGCAGGAAACAUGCAGGCCAGUGCUGCGUAUGGAGUGCCUACGAGUGUGCUGCCCGAGCAUCAGUACUACCAGCAAGGCAUGACAUCGAUACCUGCACCUAUGCAGAUUGCACCCGACCCUCCGCAAUUGUACCGGUCAGAUACCGACUCUUCAGCAUGGCAAUCAAAUCCCCAGUCCAUGCCAACAGUAUCGAUACCUACCAUAUCUCUCAAAUCAGAGCCAUCUCCGGCUUGCGCGCUAUCGGAUCGACUACCAGGCGAUCAAUUCAUGCCCUACGUACAGCUCUUCUUCACUCACAUGUUUCCGAUCAUGCCCAUCAUCGACCAUGGCAUAUAUCUCGACCCACGACUAUAUGCCGAUAUGAAUGCUCUCGGUCCGGAUGUAUACUGUUUUCUUUGUGCUUUGUGUGCUGCGACUGUUGUGCAACUGGAUGCUUCGAUACCACAGCCGGCAUCGUUACAUCCGAACAAGAGUGCCGAUGAUCUGUUCGUGGAGGAGUGUCUGCGAGAACGAGCUAGCUACGACUUUGUGUCAGAGUCGCAGACAUUAUCAUGCAUGACUUCAUUCUUUCUGUUCGCAUAUCACGGGAAUCAUGAGAACAACGGAAAAGCUUGGUACUAUCUCCAGGAAGCCAUCACUUUUUCACAGAACUUAAACAUGGAUGACGAGCAGACGUAUGGGAAGCACGAUCCGACAGAUGCACAAUGGCGGAGAAGGUUAUAUUGGUUGCUAUUCGUGACCGAGCGAGCAUAUGCUGUGCAGCGGCGGAAGCACACUCGACUGCACGCAAGCGUGAAUUUGCCAGCUGUAUUCGAGAGCGAGGAUCCCCAUCUACUGAAUGGCUUCGUCAAUCUGGCGAAUUUGUUCUCUGCCGUGGACGAUAGCUUUGUGAGCGCGUGGAGAGGUGCAAGACGGCAGAGCUUGUGUAAUGAGGCCUGGCUUGCCAACACACAGAAGCAGCUUGACGCGGCUGCACUAGCACUGGACAAUGUCACGGAGACGCAGCAUCUUGAUAUUAGUGUCACACGGGCAUGGCUGCAAGUGCUUUCGUGGCAGAUGGGCGUGUCUAAUGGUUUGAUAUGGGGCAAGGGUGAGCCUGGUAUGAGAUUGGACUAUCCGAUAGCUAUGGCUAGGAAGGUGUGCGAGAUCACAAGUGGCGCCAAUGCUUCAGCGCUGGAUUCGCACGGCAUCGGGAUGGAGCAGAAACUAUCAGACAUAGCAGGGUGCCUCGCAGACGUCCUCCGCUGCACCGCCGAUGACACGAGCCCCACCUUCCUCGAGGGCAAACAGUACCUCAACAUGCUCCUCGGCAAGCUCUCCGACAUGCGCGGCAGAGAGUCACGAUAUCUGGCACCUCUCAUGAGUAAAUGCCAGGGCCUUAUGGGCUUCGAGCUGAGCACGCAGAACUUAUCUCUACCGACCGACAGCGCGGUGAGCAGUUUCGCGCCUCCUUCGUCGUGCGAGUGGCUGUCUGCAGGCAGGAAGUUCAGUAUGGCAGAUUCCCUCGGUAUGCUCAGGACGUUGUCCAUGUCGGGUAACUUGGGUAUGCCGGCGCUUAUGGUGCCCAUGGAGGAUUGGCAGCAGAGGAGACCGAGUGGGAGGGUGUACGAUGAGGCUGAGACGAAUGCGAUGAAUGGUUGGCAGCAGCAUGUUGCUGGGACUGCUCAGGCUGUAUGA
Molecule: messenger RNA, 2049 nt
Organism: Recurvomyces mirabilis
Lineage: Eukaryota; Fungi; Ascomycota; Dothideomycetes; Mycosphaerellales; Teratosphaeriaceae
Exons: 2
Coding region: 1-2049 (682 amino acids)
Biological process (GO): DNA-templated transcription; regulation of DNA-templated transcription
Molecular function (GO): zinc ion binding; DNA-binding transcription factor activity, RNA polymerase II-specific; DNA binding
Source: RefSeq, a predicted model, not a curated record